Molecule: messenger RNA, 12769 nt
Organism: Paramuricea clavata
Lineage: Eukaryota; Metazoa; Cnidaria; Anthozoa; Malacalcyonacea; Plexauridae
Source: the annotation of a GenBank genome assembly
GAACAGAGGGUAUAUUGUAAUGCGACACACUACUGCCAAGAUGGCAACACAUGCUGUAGAUCGGUGAGUGGGGAAUGGGCAUGUUGUCCUCUACCAAAUGCGGUUUGUUGUUCAGAUCGUAUUCAUUGUUGCCCGAAUGGCUACACCUGUACAUCAACAUCAUGUCAGAAAGAAUCCCAUGUAACUGAGUUCUUCAAGAAGGAACCCGCGAUUCAGGUGGGUAAUUGGCUGAUUAUAUUGCAGUUGCAUGCCCUUUAUAUUUAUUUGUGUCUUUGUUUACAUUUUCCAUGUUGGGUCGCCGAACGCAUAAACAUCGAUCUUGAAAUAAGCCGUCAAAAUAGACAAUGAUUUAACAAAGUGCCUAUAUGAUACGUUGAUCAUUUUGAGAUUUAAUUAAUGUCGAAAAUAAUUUCAUUUUAAAUUGGCGCAUUCCAAGAAAUAUCUGGCGUUAAAACAUCCUGCAGGUUACCUAGAGAUAACAAAACAGUUGAAAGAUUAGUACUUUUAGCUGUAAUACAACAAUUAAACAGGAUAAUUUAGGAAAUUUACAGCUUCUUUGAAAAGGAAAGCAGUGCAUGUUUUACGCGAGAAAUUAAAGCAAGCAAAAUUCAUAAACAUUAAUUUAAACAUUCAAAGCAAACUUGUGUUGUAUUUCCCGAUUUCCAACAGAAAAUCUUUUAUUCUCAUUUCCUCGAACAAAAAUUGCUUCAAAGCUCAUUGCAUGAAACAAUUUUCCAAAUAUAUGUUUUUGAAAAUUGAUAUUUUGUUUAUACCAUUCCAGGCAAAUAGCCAUAUUUUUGCAACAAAAUUGAUAACCGUUAAAUUAAGCAUACAAAGCAAACUUGGCUGUAUUUGACCAUUUUCCAUCGAAAAUCAAUUCUUCUCGUUCUCUCAAACAAUAAUUGCUUGAAAGCUCAUUGCAUGGAACGAUUUUCGCUUAUCCCACUCCAGGCAAAUAGCCAUAUUUUUGAGAUCAGAGAGGGCCACCCAUAAACCAUAGAUAUAGGAAAUCUAGAUUGCUAACGCAUACCUGGCGCAGGCGGGGCCUAUAUGAUAAAUCCAAGAUGGCGGUACAACAGGGCGAAAAGACUAUAAAUUCUAUUACGAAAAUCAGGAUUUUUGCAUUUUUUGCCGUCGCAUUGUUUUGAAACUUAUUCGGUCAAAUUUUAUGGUAAAGAGAAACUUACCGCGAAGAUUUUGAGCAUAUAUAUGAUUGAAUUGGAUGAAAACUCGCAAAAUUAUCCAUCGAUAAAAGUUCGUGUAUAGUACUGAUAUAGUACUAUAUAUGUAACUUGUACAGUGUCGCUUUAAUUUUUGCUCACUAUUUGCAUAAAAAGCAACUUAUAACAGACCAUAGAUGAUAGACCUUCAUCCAGUGCUCUCACCAGUUUACUUCUCUAACAAGCAAGGAGGGGGGGGGGUACAUAACAGUUCAUUUUUCAUAAUUAUGAGGACAGAACAGAUGAUGAUGAGAGAUGCAAAUAUAAAACAUCAUUCACAAUGCUAGAUGUUAACAUAGCACAGUAUUUCGGGCAACAAAACGCUCCAAAUGACCAACUGACCAUUUCACACGAACUUUUAUCGCUGGAUAAUUUAGCGAUUUUUCAUCCAAUUCAAUCAUAUAUAUGCUCAAAAUCUUCGCGGUAAGUUUCUCUUCACCAUAAAAUUUGACCGAAUAAGUUUCGAAACAAUGCGACGGCAAAAAAUACAAAAAUCCUGAUUUUCGUAAUAGAAUCUAUAGUCUUUUUGCCCUGUUGUACCGCCAUCUUGGAUUUAUCAUGUAGGCCCCGCCUGCGCUAGGUAUGCGUUAGCAAUCUAGAUCUCCUAUGUCUAUGCCAUAAACCAUAAUUACGCGCCCGCGAUUAUUGUAAAUGAACUUUAGACUUCGCUUUCCUUUUCCCGGGUGUAAAUGGCCGGGUGGAAUUAGGUUCUUUGCCCCGGGCUAACGCCCGGAACGGCGCUCCGUGUCGUUGGCUCGGGGAUUAAAGCACAUGCAUUUUUCCGACCCAUGCUACUAACUUACCGACGGAGGGCUUCGCUCGAAAUGUCGAAGUUUUACGUGUAUGUUUCAGGUCGUUGAAUCCCUAUGCAUCUCAAUUUUCUGAUUUAUUUAAUGGCAUUGUUUCCAUACGUCUGUAUCGUUUGCGCUUGGAUUGAUGCAUUUUGAAUGCUUUAGUUAGACAUGCUUACGCCUUCGAGAAAGGGUAAUAUUUAACCGAAUCCCCACACUCUGGGUCUACAAAUGUUCAAUACUAUAAAUUAUUGUUAUUCAGCCAAAGCUUCCAAAUUGUAAUGCAAACUUAUAAAUCACUAGCAAAAGCUAUCUGAUGUGAUUAUUCAAUGACGUCUUGCAUUAUUUCAGGCACAGAGGGUAUAUUGUAAUGCGACACACUAUUGCCCAGAUGGCAACACAUGCUGUAGAUCGGUGAGUGGGGAAUGGGCAUGUUGUCCUCUACCAAUUGCGGUUUGUUGUUCAGAUCGUAUUCAUUGUUGCCCGAAUGGCUACACCUGUACAUCAACAUCAUGUCAGAAAGGAUCCCAUGUAACUGAGUUCUUCAAGAAGGAACCCGCGAUUCAGGUGGGUAAUUGGCUGAUUAUAUUGCAGUUGCAUGCCCUUUAUAUUUAUUUGUGUCUUUGUUUACAUUUUCCAUGUUGGGUCGCCGAACGCAUAAACAUCGAUCUUGAAAUAAGCCGUCAAAAUAGACAAUGAUUUAACAAAGUGCCUAUAUGAUACGUUGAUCAUUUUGAGAUUUAAUUAAUGUCGAAAAUAAUUUCAUUUUAAAUUGGCGCAUUCCAAGAAAUAUCUGGCGUUAAAACAUCCUGCAGGUUACCUAGAGAUAACAAAACAGUUGAAAGAUUAGUACUUUUAGCUGUAAUACAACAAUUAAACAGGAUAAUUUAGGAAAUUUACAGCUUCUUUGAAAAGGAAAGCAGUGCAUGUUUUACGCGAGAAAUUAAAGUAAGUAAAAUUCAUAAACAUUAAUUUAAACAUUCAAAGCAAACUUGUGUUGUAUUUCACGAUUUCCAACAGGAAAUCUUUUAUUCUCAUUUGCUCAAACAAAAAUUGCUUCAAAGCUCAUUGCAUGAAACAAUUUUCCAAAUAUAUGUUUUUGAAAAUUGAAAUUUUGUUUAUACCAUUCCAGGCAAAUAGCCAUAUUUUUGCAACAAAAUUGAUAACCGUUAAAUUAAGCAUACAAAGCAAACUUGGCUGUAUUUCACCAUUUUUCAUCGAAAAUCAAUUCUUCUCGUUCUCUCAAACAAAAAUUGCUUGAAAGCUCAUUGCAUGGAACGAUUUUCGCUUAUCCCACUCCAGGCAAAUAGCCAUAUUUUUGAGAUCAGAGAUGGCCACCCAUAAACCGUAAUUACGCGCCCGUGAUUAUUGUCAAUGAACAUUGUAUUUGUAUUUUGUAUUUAAAAAAGAACCUCUGUUAGCUAACGCUAGUUUACACGAGGUCUUAAAAUAGGAUUACCCUACAAGAUAAAAAGUCUAUAAAUCUAGUUAUUCGUAAAAAUUAUUAAAAUACGUUAAAAGUUCAAAUAGUUAAUAAUAAUUAUAUGAACCAGUCUAGCUGUUUAAGAACAGCAGACUUAAACAUGGAUUUGGAAGAUAUGAUUUUUAUAGUAUAGUCUAAAUUGUUCCAUAGACGGAUAGCUCUGGUCCUAAAAGCCCGAGCUAAAAAGGUUUUCUUCUUUAACAUAGGUUUCUCUAACAACAUAUUAUCACUUCGACACCUCGACGAAAAUCUAGUAUUGUGUUCAUGAGUAAUUUCAAAUGGUUUAAAAUUCACGUAAAUUGCAUUUGGUUCACCAGAAUAAAGUACAUUAUGCAAUGCCAUUAAGGUUCUGACAUGAAUCCUUUGUCUCACUGUUAACCAACCUAUUUCAUCAUGGAGGCAAGGAUUUCAAGGAGGCAAGGAUUUCAAGAUGGCGGACAGUCGCGCUGAAAGUGCUCUCUCUGGCUUUUUCGCUUUGCUGCUUUUGUCUUUGUUUUUGCAGCAAGUUAUACAUAGCAGACCAUACAAGGAUGAUCGGAGUCAUGUUCUCAUGGGUUUGGGAUAUGAUUUCGAGUUUAUUGGUGGGCAAAGUGGUGUUUGUUAUCAUAACUUUGUGUGUAUUUGGAGUUGGCGGGUAAAGUCGAAGGUCACAGUUAACGAUUGCAACCAUCUUUGUGGCUGUUCAAUCUCGUAUUAUCCUAACUCAACAGCAAAAUUUCGUCCUGUGCUUUUGUUGAAAUACGAUAUCGAAAUCAAUCCUGGACCUGGCACACAAAAUUCAACGAAUAUCUUGCAACACAAGCUGAAAGUUCUCUCCCUCAAUUCUCGAAGCAUAGUAAACAAAGCAAAUCAUUUAACUGCCCUGGAAAGUGUCAAUGAACAUGAUUUGAUUGCUAUUGUUGAGACAUGGCUUAAUCCUACAAUUAACGACGCUGAAAUAUUAUCUCCAAGUGACUUCUGUAUUCAUCGUCGAGAUAGGACUGACAGACGGGGUGGUGGUGUUAUGUUGGCAGUCCGGAAGCCAUUGUAUUCGACACGAAGAACUGAUCUAGAGACUGAUGCUGAAAUCCUGGCUUGCGAGGUGAGACCGACUCAAAAGAAAAAAAUCUUAGUACUUGUUUUCUAUCGCCCGCCUUCAACAAAUCAUGUCUAUAUGAAUGCGUUCAACAAGUGUUUAAAAAAUGCAAGAGUGGCCCGUUUUGCUCAAAUUGUUGUACUGGGUGAUUUUAAUUUGCCAGAUAUGAAUUGGAAUACAAAUUCAAGUACUAAUAAUGGAACUGGUCAACUUUAUGACAACUUUACUAAAGCUAUUCGGGAUAAUUUCCUAUGGCAAUUGGUCGACCAACCAACUAGGAAGGAACAUAUUUUAGAUCUUGUUCUCACAAAUAUACCCCACAAGAUAAGUAACUUAGAAAUAUUCGACGACACCAUAAGUACAGACCAUAAAUUGAUUGAGUCUUAUUUGGACUUUAAUAUCCCUAAACGGAAUAAGAUUAGCAAAAGUGUUUUUAAUUUCAAAAAAGCAAAAUGGAAUGAACUUAAAAUUGCGUUAACAUCUGCCUCUUGGGAUCAAGUGUUUGUUUACGACUGUGUCAAUGCUACCUUGUCAAGUUGGACAAAAAUGUUUAUGGAAAUUGUGGAAAAGUAUGUUCCUAAAAUUGAAAUUAGGAACUCAAAUAGCACUCCAUGGAUUGACCAGGAUGUAAUUCGUCUUCUUCGAAAGAAGGACAAACAAAGGCGUGUCGCAAACAAAAGCUUUGACAACGAGGAUGUAAAUAAGUAUAAGCAAUUGCGUAAAGAAGCCAAACAACUUAUCGAAGCUAAGUAUACUGAAUAUUUAAACAACAUGCGUAUGUCUAUAAAAGAGAACCCCAAACGAUUCUGGUCGUUUGUAAGAGCUAAAUCUGCGAAGCCUGGUAUACCGGAGUUUGUCAACUUUUCCAACGUGUUUGCUUCGACCCCUGUCGAUAAAGCUAAUUUGUUUAACGUUUAUUUUCAGUCUGUUUUUACAGCGACUGAUAAUGUAUGCAGUAAUAAUGACUAUGCAAAUUUAGACUCCCACACAUCAUUAACAAACAUCACGCUAUCUGAAAACGAAGUGCUUAACUGCCUACAGAAUAUUAAUGUCUCGAAGGCAAGUGGUCCGGAUGGUAUACCAGGAAGACUUUUAAAAGCUAUUGCAACCGAGAUAACACCAUCCCUGACUAAAGUUUUUAACUUAUCGUUGUGUUCUGGAAAAGUGCCUUCAGCAUGGAAAACAGCUCUUAUAACUCCAAUUCUAAAAGAGGGUAAUCCCCAUGUAGUGACAAAUUAUAGACCCAUUUCCCUCUUAUCGAUUUUGUCGAAAGUCUUGGAGAGAUGUAUAUACAAUCAUUGUUACGAGUUUAUACAACAUAAACUAACCUUCUAUCAACAUGGUUUCGUUCAAGGCAGAAAUUGUGUUACCCAGCUCGUCCGAUUUUAUCAUAAAAUCCUUGAGGCUUUAGAUAAUGGGCAUGAGGUUGAUACAAUUUACUUAGAUUUUUCGAAGGCCUUUGAUCGAAUCUCACAUCGUCCACUUCUUGACAAAUUGAAACGUCAUGGCUUUGGAGGGACACUUCAUGACUGGUUUGCGGACUAUAUUACUGCAAGAUCCCAAAAAGUUGUAAUAGACGGUGCCUGCUCAGAUCUACUAAGUGUUACAUCAGGGGUACCCCAAGGGUCUAUUCUGGGGCCUCUAUUGUUUGUACUCUAUAUUAACGAUCUUCCGGAGUGCAUACAUAAGCCAACAGAUAUUGCGCUAUUUGCAGAUGAUUCAAAGGUGUCUCAGAUAAUUGGGAGUUCCAAUGACGAUAUUAACCUCCAAUGCAACUUAAAUCGAUUACAUUCCUGGAGCAUUGAAUGGUACAUGGAUUUCAAUGUUACAAAAUGUAAAACAAUGCGAAUUACGAGAAAGAAAACUCCCAGGUUGGAAACUGAUUAUACCAUUGAUAACAACUGGCUAGAAAGAGUAACCUACAUCCGAGAUCUUGGAAUCAACGUCACCAGUGAUCUAAAGUGGGCUACUCAUAUUUCCGAAAUAACUUCAAAGGCAAAUAGGACACUUGGACUAGUGAAGAGAACAUGUGUGGAUCUAAAGGACUUAAAGACCAGAAGGUUACUUUACUGUACAUUAGUUCGCCCACUAUUAGAGUAUGGAAGUGAAUUAUGGUCUCCCUAUGAAAAAAAAUACAUUGCACUAAUUGAAAAUGUCCAACGUAGAGCCACCAAAUUUAUACUAAACUAUCCAAAGGACACUGAUUACAAAAGUAGAAUGAUUAUGCUCGAUCUCCUUCCACUUGAGUCUCGUCGGCAAAUGAAGGACUUAAUAUUUCUCUUUAAACUCAAGAAUGGGUUAUAUAGUCUUGACUUUGAGGAAUAUGCCGAGAAUGUUCAGAUGAAGCCUCAAUCUGGUUAUAAUUUAAGAAAUUCUCAUCAAGAUAAUUUUUCUGAAUUUAGGUAUAGAACAAACUAUUUUGGUUAUUCAUAUUUUCCUAGAGCUAUACGCUCAUGGAACAGUCUACCUCCUACUUUAAAAACUAUUGCAAGAAUAAGUACUUUUAAAACUGCAGUAAAGGAACUCUACUCUUUGAGAUUGGUAGAUAGUAGUGACUUUUAACUUAGCUGAAAUUAUAUAGUAUUGACAAUGUAGUGUUGUAUUUAAUUAAUGGCAUGUUAUGUAUGUAUGUAUAGUUAAAUGGUAGCUGUAAUCAAUUGGGACUAUGUCCUGUGCGGCCACCUUUUGCCAAUGUAAAUAUUUUAUUUUUUGCAAAAAAGUGAUUAAAAAAAAGAUUUUCCCUAGAUAUUUCAUCAACCUUAUACCCUAGGAUCAAUCUGGCGGCCUUGUUCUGAAGUUUUUGUAAAUUAUUAAUCGACUCUUGAUUUUGCGCAGAUCCCCAAACCGUACAACAAUAGUUCAAUUUUGACAGUAUGAGUGCCUCAGCGAUAAUCUUUAAAACUUUUGAUGGAAUAUAUCUGCUGAACUUGAACAGUAAGCCAAGAGCUUUGGAACAAUCUUUAAGUAGAUCUUCACAAUGCUGCUUCCAACUUAAGUUCUCGUCAACCUGGACGCCAAGGAGUUUUACACAUGGAAGUUGUUCAAUGAUUUUAUCUUUAAUGGAUAAGUUAAGCGAUGGAGCUGAUUUAAUCUUCUGCCGACUUCCAAUAAGGACACUAUUUGUUUUAUCAGCAUUAAGAACAAGACGAUUCUUCGAGACCCAUAAUUCAACUUUAGAUAAGUCAAGUUGAAGUUUAUCUGAUAUGAGUCUGGCGUUAUGUCCAGAUUGGAACGGAGUGCUAUCAUCGGCGUACAAGGUGAUAUCAGCUGUAGUUAAGACUGUUGGUAAAUCAUUAACAAACAAACUGAAGAGCAGUGGGCCAAGACAACUACCCUGUGGCACCCCACAAGUCAUCUCGAUCGGAUUAGAAAAAGCACCAUUGAUAUAUACGGUUGAGGUUCUCCCACUUAAAUACGACUUGAUCCAGUUAAUUGCAUUAUCUGAAAAGUUAUAACAUUUCAAUUUCAGAAGCAGCAAAUUAUGAUCAAUCAGGUCGAAAGCAACUGAAAAGUCCAACAAAGCAGCACCAGUAAGCAUACCAUUCUCCAUGUUGUCAAGGCAACUGUCAGUCAGAUGUAAAAGUGCUGAUUCAGUGCUAUGAUUGAUUCUAUAUGCAUGUUGAUUCUUGGGCAUUAAGUUAUGUUCGGAGACAUAGUGACAGAUUUGUUUAUGCGCAAAUUUUUCGUGCAGUUUACUUAAUACAUUUAGAAGACUGAUGGGUCGACUAUUUAUAUCUUCAAAAGGCUGUUUCUUAUCUUUGGGAAUCGGGUGUAGUUUAGCUACUUUCCAUUGAUCAGGAAAUAUUGACUUCGUAUAUGAACAGUUAAAAAUGUAUCUAAUAGGUUCCGCUAUGAUAUUCGACGCAAUUCUAAGUAAAAAAUUAUCAAUGCCGUCUACGCCUGUUACUUUAGUAUCUGGAAGCUUAGCAAGGCAGCUGUGAACUUCUAAAAGACUUAAAGAUGUGAACUCAAACCGACAGUUUUUUCCAGUCAUUAUUUCGGUAAUUGAUUUAGUUAUAUACUCCGUAUCUAUCGGGUUGGACAUCUCAAAUCUAUAUUUCUUUAUUUUUUCAUUAAAGAACUUUGCGAAAUGAUUGGCAAUAUCUUUAGGUUUUGUGUAAAUUUCACCAUUACUCUCUGCAUAAGUUGGUAUUGGACAAUUUGAGCGUCCUAACAGAUUGUUUAUUGUUUUCCACAUUGACUUUGGAUCUUUUUUGGUAUUAUUAAUAGCUUCAAGAAAAUAUGCUCUUUUGCUUUGAGAAAAUAGCUUCAAGAAAAUAUGCUCUUUUGCUCUUUUGCUUUAGACUUCGCUUUCCCUUUCCCGGGUGUAAAUGGCCGGGUGGAAUUAGGUUCUUCGCCCCGGGCUAACGCCUGGAACGGCGCUCCGUGUCGUUGGCUCGGGGAUUAAUUAAAGCACAUGCAUUUUUCCGACCCAUGCUACUAACUUACCGACGGAGGGCUUCGCUCGAAAUGUCGAAGUUUUACGUGUAUGUUUCAGGUCGUUGAAUCCCUAUGCAUCUCAAUUUUCUGAUUUAGUUAAUAGCAUUGUUUUCAUACGUCUGUAUCGUUUGCGCUUGGAUUGAUGCAUUUUGAAUGCUUUAGUUAGACAUGCUUACGCCUUCGAGAAAGGGUAAUAUUUAACCGAAUCCCCACACUCUGGGUCUAUAAAUGUUCAAUACUAUAAAUUAUUGUUAUUCAGCCAAAGCUUCCAAAUUGUAAUGCAAACUUAUAAAUCACUAGCAAAAGCUAUCUGAUGUGAUUAUUCAAUGACUUCUUGCAUUAUUUUAGGCACAGAGGGUAUAUUGUAAUGCGACACACUACUGCCCAGAUGGCAACACAUGCUGUAUAUCGGUGAGUGGGGAAUGGGCAUGUUGUCCUCUACCAAUUGCGGUUUGUUGUUCAGAUCGUAUUCAUUGUUGCCCGAAUGGCUACACCUGUACAUCAACAUCAUGUCAAAAAGGAUCCCAUGUAACUGAGUUCUUCAAGAAGGAACCCACGAUUCAGGUGCGUAAUUGGCUGAUUAUAUUAUUGCAGUUGCAUGCCCUUUAUAUUUAUUUGUGUCUUUGUUUACAUUUUCCAUGUUGGGUCGCCGAACGCAUAAACAUCGAUCUUGAAAUAAGAUGUCAAAAUAGACGAUGAUUUAACAAAGUGCCUAUAUGAUACGCUGAUCAUUUUGAGAUUUAAUGUCGAAAAUAAUUUAAUUUUAAAUUGGUGCAUUGAGAGAAAUAUCUGGCCUUAAAACAUCCUGCAGGUUACCUAGAGAUAACAAAACAGUUCAAAGAUUAGUACUUUUAGCUGUAAUACAACAAUUAAACAGGAUAAUUUAGGAAAUUUACAGCUUCUUUGAAAAGGAAAGCAAUGCAUGUUUUACCCGAGAAAUUAAAGUAAGUAAAAUUCAUAAACAUUAAUUUAAACAUUCAAAGCAAACUUGUGUUGUAUUUCACGAUUUCCAACAGGAAAUCUUUUAUUCUCAUUUGCUCAAACAAAAAUUGCUUCAAAGCUCAUUGCAUGAAACAAUUUUCCAAAUAUAUGUUUUUGAAAAUUGAAAUUUUGUUUAUACCAUUCCAGGCAAAUAGCCAUAUUUUUGCAACAAAAUUGAUAACCGUUAAAUUAAGCAUACAAAGCAAACUUGGCUGUAUUUCACCAUUUUCCAUCGAAAAUCAAUUCUUCUCGUUCUCUCAAACAAAAAUUGCUUGAAAGCUCAUUGCAUGGAACGAUUUUCGCUUAUCCCACUCCAGGCAAAUAGCCAUAUUUUUGAGAUCAGAGAGGGCCACCCAUAAACCAUAAUUACGCGCCCGCGAUUAUUGUAAAUGAACUUUAGACUUCGCUUUCCUUUUCCCGGGUGUAAAUGGCCGGGUGGAAUUAGGUUCUUCUCCCCGGGCUAACGCCCGGAACGGCGCUCCGUGUCGUUAGCUCGGGGAUUAAAGCACAUGCAUUUUUCCGACCCAUGCUACUAACUUACCGACGGAGGGCUUCGCUCGAAAUGUCGAAGUUUUACGUGUAUGUUUCAGGUCGUUGAAUCCCUAUGCAUCUCAAUUUUCUGAGUUAUUUAAUAGCAUUGUUUUCAUACGUCUGUAUCGUUUGCGCUCGGAUUGAUGCAUUUUGAAUGCUUUAGUUAGACAUGCUUACGCCUUCGAGAAAGGGUAAUAUUUAACCGAAUCCCCACACUCUGGGUCUAUAAAUGUUCAAUACUAUAAAUUAUUGUUAUUCAGCCAAAGCUUCCAAAUUGUAAUGCAAACUUAUAAAUCACUAGCAAAAGCUAUCUGAUAUGAUUAUUCAAUGACUUCUUGCAUUAUUUUAGGAACAGAGGGUAUAUUGUAAUGCGACACACUACUGCCAAGAUGGCAACACAUGUUGUAGAUCGGUGAGUGGGGAAUGGGCAUGUUGUCCUCUACCAAAUGCGGUUUGUUGUUCAGAUCGUAUUCAUUGUUGCCCGAAUGGCUACACCUGUACAUCAACAUCAUGUCAGAAAAGAUCCCAUGUAACUGAGUUCUUCAAGGAGGAACCCGCCAUACAGGUGUGUAAUUGCCUGAUUAUAUUAUUGCAGUUGCAUGCCCUUUAAUUUAUACUUAUUUGUGUCUUUGUUUACAUUUUCCAUGUUGGGUCGCCGAACGCAUAAACAUCGAUCUUCAAAUAAGACGUCAAAAUAGACGAUGAUUUAAUAAAGUGCCUAUUGGAUACGUUGAUCAUUUUGAGAUUUUAUGUCGAAAAUAAUUUCAUUUUAAAUUGGUGCAAUCCAAGAAAUGUCUGGCGUUAAAACAUCCUGCAGGUUACCUAGAGAUAACAAAACAGUUGAGAGAUUAGUACUUUUAGCUGAUAAACAUAUACGCCGGCCCCCAGAACAGGGCACAGAUAAUUGGAAACAGUUUAAAGUCUUCAAAUCACACGAAGAACGCUAAUAAUUGAACACUGUUUUGAGCGUCGUUCUUUGCUUAUAUACACCUGAUCGCUGAAAAGUUUGUGUCAAUUGCUGAAAAGAAUUUAGAGUUAUUCAAGUUCUAGCAGUUUUUUGACCAAUUUAGUACUUUUUCGACCGACUUCUGGCAGAGGUUUGACUUUGUGCUUUUUUCGCCUGCGCGUCUUCCACACAGCGGUUCAUACGGUAAGAGUCAUGUAAAGCACCAUGUAAAGCUCAUUGAAACCCCUGCGGAGGAGCGAGACCAGCGUGUAAAGAAAUGAAAGGGUUGAAAUUUGUUUAGUUGGACCAAAUCGUCGGGCUGGCUACUCCACUGGCGGGGUCAGGAAAUGAGCUUUUAUACUAGUGAAUAUAAAAGCGAUCAUGUGACAAAAACUAAACCAGUCAGGUGGAUUUAGUCGGCAAACAAAGUUUAACAAAAAAAUAUUAAUUGGAUUACAGAAUAUAUUAAUGGUGACUUACGUUUAAUUAGCGUUAAAACUACUAAAUAUAUCAUGAAAAAUUGUAUAAUCCUAUUAGCACUAACCAAUCGAAAAGACAGUUUCAAAUUUCUUUGUCUGAUAGACCAAUCAGGUGAAAUGCCGUGUUUUGACUUUUUUACAUGCCGCCAUACAGGGAUUUGUGUUAGGCACUUCGAAAGGGAAAUAUGGUCUGAUACUUAGGCUUAAAUUCAGUAAAAAUAAAAUUUCUCCACCAACAUAAGCAACGCUUCCAAUUUCGUCAGCACAAACAUAACAAAAGCUUUAAAACUGUUAAAAUUGCAAACCAUGCUUAAUAUUUGAGACUGGUCAACCUUAAAUACUAAUAAUUACCACAAAUAAUUUUGACAAUCCCCCUUUUCAUGCUGAAAACACUUUAAAGCCCUCCCCCUCUUACCAUAAAUUGUUUUGGCAACCCCCCUAAUUUUCCUCCAGCCCCCCCCCUGGUUCUUAAUUAAUGAACGGUCCCUAAAAACACAGCAGGCACAAACAACAGUACAACACGAAGUUACAAUAGGAAGUUACGAACUAGAAUUGGGCGAUACUUAAAAAUCAUAUCGUGAUUAUCGGCUGGAAAUUAUCACGAUAUUCGAUACUUAAGCAAAUUUUUGAACGAGCAACUGAACAAAUGAGAAACUAGUUGGUUAAUAGUUAAUUAGUAGAAAUUAGUUGGUUAGUCAUGGAGAGCAAAUGUAAUUUUAUUGCUUUUUUCGUUUAUUGCGUAUUUCCCUUUGAUAUUUACUAAUGCAGCAAAUUUGAAUUUACUGUUCAAUUUUAGGCAAAACAAACAUUGAAGAACAAAUAA